Messenger RNA from Cryptomeria japonica (Japanese cedar), 1774 nucleotides. RefSeq lists its product as uncharacterized. The coding region runs from base 129 to 965 and encodes 278 amino acids. The record is from RefSeq and is a predicted model, not a curated record. Gene Ontology annotation, cellular component: cytoplasm; membrane. NCBI's taxonomy places the organism in Eukaryota, Viridiplantae, Streptophyta, Pinopsida, Cupressales, Cupressaceae. The transcript is spliced from 4 exons.
UUUCUUUAUAAAUAUUUUCCGAACCUAAGACACUUUUGCAGCGUUUUGAAUAUUCGACAGCGCUUUCAUAUAUUUUUUCUGCUUUCACCAAGUUGUUUGGCGUCUGCAAAAUUCAUAUACCUCGUGAAAUGAAGCGCGUCUUGGCGUCUAGACUUGGCGGCGCCUCGCCAAUAUGGCAGCGACUGUUAAAAUCCCGGCCAAGUUUUCCGUCAAAUGCCCAAGAUUUCGUGGUUUCUGGAACCUCUGGUAAAACCAUAUCGCCCGUACAUGGUUGCCUGAGUAUGUUUAUGAGCUCCGUGAGGCAACAUUCAAGGUCAUUUACGUGUUCUCGCGUUUUGAGAAGCUCUGAGGCGUCAACUGCCGGAGCUAGUAUCGUGUCAACUAAUGCAUUUAUAAGAUGGUACCUGCAAAUGAUUGGGAAACAUCCUGUUUUGACCAAGAGCGUUACAGCCGCCUCUAUUUACACAUCUGCCGACCUCACUUCCCAGGUCAUUACUUUUGCUGCAUCAGAUGCUUUUCAUGUUUCAGAUAAACUGGAAAUUGAUGUUCAGAGGACCAUGCGAAUGGCUGGAUAUGGACUCCUCUUGUCAGGCCCCACAUUGCAUUUAUGGUUUAACUUCAUGUCAAGAGUUCUUCCAAAGACGGAUAUUAUAAGCACGGUUAAGAAAAUGCUUCUUGGGCAGAUUCUUUAUGGUCCUGUUGUCACAGUUGUCUUCUUCUCAUUGAAUGCUCUCCUGCAAGGUGAGAAUGGGAGUGAAAUCUUUGCAAGGUUAAAACGGGAUUUUAUUCCUACAAUUAAAAGUGGUGCCAUGUAUUGGCCUCUGUGUGAUUUCAUUACUUAUAGAUAUGUCCCUGUGCAUCUUCAGCCUCUAGUAAGCAAUUCAUUUGCAUUCAUAUGGACAGUGUAUCUUACAUACAUGGCGGGCUUGAAGAAGGUCACCCUAGAGGAAACACUGUCUUCCUGAAUGCUGUUCAGUCACAUUAAACAAUAACAUUAUUCAGAGCAGUCACUGUGGCUUACCAACACAAUCAGAAAUUUUCUACUCCUAGGUUCUAGUUCUUCACCGUCGGCAGUUCUUGAGUGCCAGCAUGAAAUACAAUUUGAUACAAGACUGAAGUUGCUUUCCAAAGCUCUUGGAAUAUUGGGUAUUCAUAAUUUUCGCAUGAUUAUUUAUCAACUUCCAACAUCAGUUUUGGUACUCUCUGUUCUCUAUCUUUUUUUAGCCUAAUAAUUUUUAAAACUUGAAAGUCCGAUUGUCUAAUUUGAUUAGUGAUUCAUAGACACUGAAUCAAUUUUCAGUGUAAACAGAUGUAAGGAGAAUGCAUGUGAGCUAUGUGACUGAUAUUCAAAGACAGUUUUUCAUUGUCUUUUACAUAGACAAAGUUGAGGAAUCGUACCUCGUGCAGGUUUUUGAUCUCUCAAGUAUGAAAAUAGAACCAUUUGGUAGCUGGAACACAUUGCAAAUUAAGGGAUGAUAUCAGCGUAUCACCCAAUGUGGUGGAUUUUUUUAAUAGCUUGCUUGGAGGAUUUACAGAAAAAAGGUUUUAUAAUAGGACUAGUAUUUAUGUUAAUUGUUAAGCCCUGUAUUUAUGUUCUUGAUCCUUUUUUGGGCUGAUUUUACAGUCUGAUGGAAAAUAGAUAUUAUUCUCAAAGAAAUUACCAAACCCUUUGUUUUAAAUAAUACAGGGUUCUGGUUUUGUAAAGUUCCUACUUUUUCUAACAUGAUUUUAAUCAGAAAUUCAAGUGCAAGAUAUAGGCAUGAUUUUUUAUCAA